Uranotaenia lowii is the source of this 630-nucleotide messenger RNA. RefSeq lists its product as uncharacterized. Bases 102 to 581 code for a protein of 159 amino acids. The transcript has 2 exons. NCBI's taxonomy places the organism in Eukaryota, Metazoa, Arthropoda, Insecta, Diptera, Culicidae. The record is from RefSeq and is a predicted model, not a curated record.
GAUCUUUAUUUACCAACAAAGGUUUUUUUCUAGUUUUAAUUGUAGAAGAUUGUGUAAGCUCUGGUUAGGAAAAAGGGGUUCGGAAUUAUCUUCUUCAAACAAUGGCGCAAAUAGCAUUUACUCGUGAUAUUACCAGGCGGAUAUUUUUAUCCUCUAUUCAACGCAACCCAAUUUCACGGUGGCUCGCGACCAACACGUGUGCACAAGGACAGUCCACUUCUAAAGCAUCAGCCGAUCAACAACCGGAAACACAACCAAAUGCCAAAGACAAACCAAUCAAAUUUUUCAACAGCCAUGCAUCCCAAUGGAAAGCCGAGCACACGAGAAGUGGCAAAGCUCCCGAAGACGUGCCCUGGUAUCAGCCGUAUGUGGUCCUUGCCAGUGUAACCAUUUUUAUGAUCUAUUUUUGUGUACUGAGGGAGGAGAACGAUAUCGACCAGGGGCUGGAAAGAUCCCUUUUUGAGCAUGUACCAGGGCUGGAAGAAAAACAGCUACUAAUCACCUAUCGGUACAAUUUAGACAACGGCCUCUCGACUUUAGAUAUAGAAAAGCGAAUGAAAGAGCUGGGCAUGGAAUAUUAAAGUUUGCCUGAAAUAUAACAAGUUUUAGUUUUUUUUUCAUCACAAAACC